AUGUCUCUAGAGGCAGUCCUUUUAAUACUUAUUACAUCUUUAUAUUAUAUUAAGAUUAAUGUUAACCUACUAGAUAAUACUUUUAUCGAUAAAGAGAUAUUAAGGCUAUAA
Fusarium proliferatum ET1 is the source of this 111-nucleotide messenger RNA. RefSeq lists its product as uncharacterized. Lineage: Eukaryota; Fungi; Ascomycota; Sordariomycetes; Hypocreales; Nectriaceae. The coding region runs from base 1 to 111 and encodes 36 amino acids. The record is from RefSeq and is a predicted model, not a curated record. The transcript is spliced from 2 exons.